GACGACAACCAACAGAGUUUUACCGUCUCCUCGCGCUCAGUCGUGUCGCGUACACCGUUCGCCGUCUGCAUUCUCUCUCACACCGGUCGACCGUUCGCGUGCGCGUGCAGUAGUACAUGUGAGCGUCUCUGGUGUGUUCAGUGUGUCUCUCCGCUUGACCUACAAUCGUGCACAACUACACACCACAACCGCGACUACGACAGGCAGCUAAUAUCAGCGUUACCUCUGUAUACGAAAACUACCACACGGUUACCGUCGCGUGCCGUCCGGUUUGGCCUUUGAAAAUUAAAGUACAACCGACACCGAGAGCCGUCGGGCGAGAUAGAUUUUUUCUUUUUUUUUUACGUUUGGUGCUGUGCGAAAACAUUACCGUAUAUCCUGUACAAUAUACGAGUGACCGCGCACCAAACAGUAGUCCUCUGUCGCCGCAUCGCUGUCGCCCAACACUUCACUGCAUCGCGCCUCAAAUGAUACCCUGAAACCGGACGCAUCUUACAAACACUUGAAAGAGGGUCGUUGUUGGAUCAUCGGAAAUGGUGGCGUCCGCUGACCGCCGAGAGAGUUUCGGCGUGGACGGCAACAUAUUCCACCGGAAGUCGAGCAACAAGGAGAAGUCGUCCGAUGUGGCGGUGUACACGAUAUCCGUGGUGGGCGGAUACGAAAACCAAGGGUUCAAGCAGGACGAGCAGUCGGGCAACGGGCUGGCCAAGCCGCCGCCGAUCGGCGACGAUGACGGCAGCGACGACCAUCUGCCCAAGGGCAAGUUCAAGAUGUCGCCCAAGGAGAAGUGGCGGAUCCUAAAAAACGUGAGCACCAUCAGCCUGGCGUUCAUGGUGCAGUUCACCGCGUUCCAGGGCACGGCCAACCUGCAGAGUUCGAUAAACGCCCGCGAAGGCCUGGGCACCGUUUCGCUGUCGGCAAUCUACGCGGCGCUGGUGCUCAGCUGCAUAUUCGUGCCCACGUUCCUCAUUAAGCGGCUGACGGUCAAGUGGACGCUGUGCCUGUCACUACUGUGCUACGCGCCGUACAUUGGCGCCCAGUUUUACCCGAGGUUCUACACGCUCGUGCCGGCCGGCGUGCUGGUCGGUCUGGGCGCCGCGCCCAUGUGGGCCGCCAAAGCCACGUACCUGACACAAACCGGCGCGGUCUACGCCAAGCUCACCGACCAACAGGUCGACGGCAUCGUCGUCAGGUUCUUUGGGUUCUUCUUCCUUGCCUGGCAGACCGCCGAACUCUGGGGAAACCUCAUCUCCUCACUGGUAUUGUCUAGUGGCGCCCACGGCGGUGGCACCGGCGACAACAGCACCAUGCUGUCGGAAGAGGAACUGCGGCUGUGCGGUUCGAAUUUCUGCGUGAUGGGCAAUCACGCCAUCGACAAUCUGGAGAGACCGCCCGACUCGGAAAUAUUCGAGAUCAGCACCAUUUACUUGACCUGCAUAGUGGUCGCUACCAUCAUCAUAGCCGUGUUCUUGGAUCCGCUGUCCAGAUACGGAGAGAAACAGAGGCGUGCCGAUAGCCAAGAAUUGUCCGGUAUUCAGCUGUUGUCUGCCACGGCUUAUCAGCUGAAAAAACCGUACCAGCAACUUCUCAUACCGAUCACCAUUUGGAUUGGAAUGGAACAGGCGUUCAUCGGAGCUGAUUUCACACAGGCUUACGUAUCGUGUGCCUUGGGUAUACCAUCGGUGGGAUACGUGAUGAUCUGCUUUGGAGUGGUCAACGCCAUCUGUUCGUUACUGUUUGGAACCAUCAUGAAGUACAUCGGCAGGAUACCGUUGAUGGUGCUUGGCUUCAUCGUCCAUUCAGUGCUCAUAUGGAUACUCAUCGUGUGGAGGCCGCACCCCAACAACCCCAAGCUAUUCUUUACCAUUUCUGGGCUGUGGGGAGUUGGCGACGCCGUCUGGCAGACUCAAGUCAACGGCAUUUACGGUACGCUGUUCAGGCGCAACAAAGAGGCGGCGUUCAGCAAUUACCGGCUGUGGGAGUCUGCCGGGUUCGUGGUGGCAUAUGCUUACAGCACGCACCUGUGCGCCAGGAAGAAGCUGUACGUGAUGGGCGUUGUGCUGGUCAUAGGAUUCGUCGGUUACAUCAUCGUGGAGAUCAGGCACAGCAUCAAAGCCAGGAGGCUCAAGAGGCUGGCCGACGACCCCAAGUCCGAGCCACUACCCGAUGAGAUUGUAAACGAGACGGACGACGAGAAGGACGACAUUGACGAUGAAAUCAUAGUGACACAUUUAUAAGAAAGAAAAAAAAAAGAAAAAUUAUAAAUAUUAACAGACUUGGUUAGCACUGUGUGCUUAUAGUGAAACCAUCAAGAUGCUCAGUUUCUACGGACGUCAUUAUCACUUUGAAGUAGAAAAUAAUAUGAAAUUAUUUUAGUUUUAUUAUUAAAAUUAGGACUCGGAUCGCAAUGACCUUAAAAUUAGUGUAAACGUAGUACGCAUACUACACUUAUUACCAAUAUUCUUUAAUUUAUUUACCGCAUUUUGUACAUAGUAUUUAUACCACAUCGUCAACAUGAAUUAUGUAUAUUUACAUAGUUUAAAUAAUAUAAACAUACAUGUAUAAUUUAGAAAUCGCCCUGUGCAUAUACAAGGCGAUUUUAUUGUUUUAUAAUUAAUAUAACAAUAAAAUAGUUGUUGUUAUUAUUAUUGUACUAUUGAUUUUUUUUUUGUAGUAAAAGUGAUCUAGAUUUUAAAAAGAAAGAAAGUUUAUUACUAACUAUCAAGUAGGUAGUUUGCAGCUAUGCAACAUUCGAUAUAUCUUGUUUAAGUUAUUUAUAUUAUUAUUACUAUAUUACUAAAUUUAGUUGAUAAGUAUACGAUUAAAUAGUGUAAGCACGAUUAUCGCGUAGUUAGUCAAAAAUACUUUUAUUUUACUUUACUUAAAAAUAUUUUUCAAUCAAGUUAACGCUCCUCGUCCAAAAAGUAUUAAUUUUUAUGGUUAAGUAGAUAGUAAAACCUUUUUUUUUUUUUUGUAAUUGUUGUUACUCUUUGCGCGUGUAUACGAUACACAAGCUAUUUAUACAUAUAUCAUUAUUGUUUAAUAUUCGUAUGGUAAACUAGUUGUAUUAUGUAGAAACGAAAAGUCGUAGGUAUAAUCCUCAUCAGCAACAACUGUGAUGCGAUUUAUCUCGUAACAAAAAUGUGUAUAAUAUUAUAUUAGAUUG
Adelges cooleyi (spruce gall adelgid) is the source of this 3166-nucleotide messenger RNA. Its product is annotated as UNC93-like protein. NCBI's taxonomy places the organism in Eukaryota, Metazoa, Arthropoda, Insecta, Hemiptera, Adelgidae. The transcript is spliced from 7 exons. Gene Ontology annotation, molecular function: potassium channel regulator activity. The coding region runs from base 534 to 2237 and encodes 567 amino acids. The record is from RefSeq and is a predicted model, not a curated record. Gene Ontology annotation, cellular component: plasma membrane; striated muscle dense body. Gene Ontology annotation, biological process: regulation of potassium ion transport; regulation of muscle contraction.